Morone saxatilis (striped sea-bass) is the source of this 978-nucleotide messenger RNA. Its product is annotated as G-protein coupled receptor 4-like. The record is from RefSeq and is a predicted model, not a curated record. Gene Ontology annotation, biological process: G protein-coupled receptor signaling pathway. Gene Ontology annotation, cellular component: membrane. The transcript has a single exon. NCBI's taxonomy places the organism in Eukaryota, Metazoa, Chordata, Actinopteri, Moronidae. Bases 1 to 978 code for a protein of 325 amino acids. Gene Ontology annotation, molecular function: G protein-coupled receptor activity.
AUGGAUGCAGCUGUCCUCAUCCAGACAAACUCAAGUACAUCUAACUCAUGCACCGUGGAGUCCUCGGUGGAAAAGAACAUGUAUCCAACUGUGUAUUCCCUUUUUUUUAUUGUGGGAUUUCCGGCUAACUGUCUGUCUCUGUAUGCAGCCUGGAUGCUGAUGAGGAAUGGGAACAGCACGGCAGUCUACCUCGUCAACCUGUCCAUCUCUGAUCUGCUCUACACAAUCUCUCUGCCAGUUUGGAUUGAGCUGGCCCUGCAGAGGCCUGCGGGUGGUCUCUGCAGUUUGGUGGCUGUAAUCAUGUACAACAGCUUUUACAUCGGCUCAGGCCUCCUUUGCUGCAUCUCCAUUGACCGCUACCUAGCAGUGGUCUAUCCUCUCCACUUUCACUGGGUCCGAGAGGUGCGGACAGCAGCAGUUGUGAGUAUUGCUGUUUGGAUUUUGGAGAUUGCCAUCCACAUUAUCUUGCUUGACCACACAGGGGCGCUGCAAGCUUUCUCCUCAAGACACCUGUGUGUGGAGCGAAUACCUAUGACACAAGAAGAUGUCAACCUCACCCUUACACGAGUCACCCUGGGUUUCUUUGUCCCUAUGAUCAUCAUGACCUUUUGCUUUCAGCAGAUCAUGCAAUCACUUCAACAGAGCACCUCCAUCCUGGCACAGGAGCGCAGGAAAGUGGGACUGAUGUUGUUUUUCCUUCUUCUAACCUACAUAGUGGCCUUUGCACCCUACCAGACUGUCAUGCUGCUUAGGGCCAUACUGGAGCCCGGGGCCUGCGUCUGGGCCGCAAAGCUCAAAGAUCCAUACCUGGUCACAGUUGCCACGACCACCAUAAACAGUACAAUGGAUCCUAUAAUAUACUGUUUAAUCAAUGAGAACGCUAAGAACGAGAUUAGGAAAGCUGUAGAGAAAGGUAGGGGAGUUCAUUUGAGAAAAAGAUGGUCAGACAGGUCUACUGGAAUUGAGUCAGUUUCCUAA